AAAACUCACGUAUGCUGUACACAUAAAACUGUCUGAUAUAAAUUUUACCAUUUACAUACCGAUGUAAUGUUUGAAACGGACAAGUGUGGUUAUGCUACACAUGUGCUGGUUUUGUUCUGAUCUCAUGAACAGGUUGAAACGCUAACUAUGAUUGGUUGAGUUUCUUCUACGCUGCAGAACAUUGGAAAAUGUGUUAGUUCACUAAAAAUGCUGGGUACGAGUUAGUGAAUUCGUUUAAAAAUAUUGAAACAAUAUCAGAACAUUAACAAUAUUCUCAAAUGAGGUGAUAUCUAAUCAUGAAUAGUGGACGAAUUAUGUGGACAAUUUGCAUACCAUUCCUCCUUAGUAUAUAUACAUUGUCGGGUCAAGAAAUCUCUGAAACCCAUGGAACAAGAUGCACAUAUGAGGGAGAUAUUUUGCUUCCCACGCCAUGUGAAACGUGUAAGUGUGUGAAUGGACUAUAUGAAUGCACAGUUGAAGACGGAUGUGAUGUGGAUUUAAAAACACGAGAAAAUGAAAAGGAAACAUUAAGUAGUGAAGUAUCGCAUUCCAGUGGCAUCGGCACAGUCCUCGAUGACGCCCGUGGACCGCCAGGUGCUCCGGGAUUACAAGGAUCUCCUGGAAGACAAGGACCACGGGGUGACUCGGGAUCUAACGGUGGGCAUGGUAUCCCUGGUCCACCCGGACCACCAGGUGUACCAGAUAUGUCUGCUGACCAGGCCUAUGCUAACUACUACGCUGCAGUUUAUGGACCACAAUAUAAGGCUGGUGGUGCACAAAGACCACAGUACAUGACUGCUAAUAUGGGACCUUAUGGACCACGUGGACCAAUCGGGCCAACAGGACCACAGGGUCAGCAGGGUUUACAAGGACCAAGAGGAGAAUCUGGAGAUCCUGGCCCUCCUGGCCAACCAGGAAGUCGAGGACCAUCUGGGAACCCAGGAGUAAAAGGCAUACAGGGCGAUCCAGGCAAGAAUGGAGAAGUUGGACCUCUUGGAUUACCCGGCAGAAAGGGUCCUGCUGGGGUCCCAGGUAUGCCAGGAAUUCCAGGUGCAAAGGGCCAUAGGGGUUUAAACGGAAUUCCAGGACCAACAGGAGAGCAAGGUCUACCGGGAGAGAAGGGAUCUAUGGGGCCUUCGGGUCCACCUGGACCUCCUGGUCUCCAAGGGCAGAGGGGGGUACCUGGUGAACGUGGUCGUGAUGGCGAUAGAGGCGCCUCUGGAAUGAAUGGAGUAGAUGGACUCCCAGGUCCCGUUGGAGCUCCUGGAGUAAUGGGUCAAACAGGUGCACCUGGUGUCCCUGGUAUUCCAGGUCCAAAGGGAGAGGCCGGAGCACCAGGACCGAAAGGUUCGGCAGGACUUCAAGGACAAAGAGGAGAGAGUGGAAUGCCUGGUCUUCAGGGUGAUGAAGGGGCCCCUGGAAUGGAUGGAAUACCUGGAUCAACUGGAGAAAAGGGAUCAUCUGGUGACCCGGGACCUGCAGGCAUGCCUGGAUUUCCUGGACCCAGAGGUCCAUCUGGUAUACCCGGAUCCCCUGGUCUUCCAGGCCCAAAAGGAGCAUCUGGACAACCUGGGCAAACGGGAUACAAAGGGGAACGAGGGCCCAAGGGCAUACCGGGGAGUACUGGAGACAGGGGUCAUCCAGGGAAUCCUGGCCCCGAGGGAAAACGAGGAUUAAGAGGGUCUAUGGGAGAUCCCGGACCACAGGGACCACCAGGAGAUAGGGGCGGCAUUGGAGAGAGGGGUCUACCAGGACCUGUGGGAGAUCCGGGAUCACCAGGAGAAGAAGGUGAACCAGGCCCACGUGGAAAUAGAGGAGAGCCUGGACCGAACGGAGAAUCAGGGAGAAUGGGUCCUCCCGGUCCCCGUGGACUUAGAGGACCCGAAGGUCGACCAGGAGUGGAUGGAAUGCAGGGUCGAGUAGGCGAUCCGGGAAUAAGUGGAAACGAUGGACGCCCUGGAGAAAUGGGACCACCAGGAAAUCAAGGUGUUGUUGGUGUUCAAGGACCUCAGGGACCGGCAGGUGGAAGGGGCCCUCCGGGAAGGGAUGGAAAUCAGGGAGCCGUAGGCCCUGAUGGACCACAAGGUGACGCUGGACCAAUGGGAGAAAGUGGACCGACGGGAAACCCCGGACCCCAGGGAAUCGUUGGAGACCGUGGACCCCCUGGAAACCAAGGGACUAGAGGGUUCCCCGGACCCCCAGGAGCAACAGGACCCCCAGGUUCCCCAGGCAAGCCUGGAGAUCCAGGUCCCCCAGGAGCGGCAGGAAACACUGGAAGACCAGGAGCCAAUGGAGAAAGAGGGUUUCCAGGUGACCAGGGUGUUCCGGGACUAGCAGGCGAACCUGGUUCUCCGGGACCACUGGGACCAGCAGGGCGUGAUGGAGAAAGGGGAUCACCCGGACUAAAAGGCGAUCGUGGUGAAAUAGGAUCUCCCGGACCAGCCGGACUUCGUGGACCUCGUGGACCACAGGGCCUGAGGGGACCAAAAGGAGAGCUGGGCGAAACUGGGGAAACAGGUCCUGAUGGAACACCAGGUAGAGCAGGUCCACAAGGUCCCCCUGGUCCUCAAGGAGAUAUGGGACCUGAGGGAUUAACAGCAGAACCCGGGGUUAAAGGAGAUCCUGGAACGAAAGGAGAACAAGGGCCACGGGGAGUAGCAGGAGACAGAGGACCGCAAGGACCUGAAGGAGAACCUGGAAUCCAAGGACCUCCUGGACUUGCUGGUCCACAAGGUGCCCGUGGAACAAAUGGAUUACCGGGACAAAAAGGAGAACAGGGGGAUAGUGGUAUAGUUGGUCCCCCAGGAGUAAGAGGAGCACCCGGUGUCGACGGCAUACCUGGCAGAAAAGGGGAACGGGGAGAUCGAGGCAUUGUUGGAAUUCCUGGACAACCUGGUUCAGUGGGGAGAAAUGGUCCCCAGGGACAUCCUGGGAAGCCAGGAGCACCUGGACCUCAGGGACCAACAGGCAACGAUGGUCUCGUGGGAAUACGGGGUGAACCUGGACCUAUGGGUCCAAGAGGGGAGGACGGUUCCCCAGGAAAUCCAGGGCAACCAGGUCAAAAAGGAUCCAGAGGCGAAGAUGGAGCUGAGGGACCCAUGGGACCUAUUGGACCAAUCGGAAAUGCUGGAGAGAUGGGACAACCGGGAGAACCAGGUGUUCGCGGAGAGAGAGGGCCUAUGGGAGCAGUCGGUCCAAUUGGUGUACCUGGAGAAGCUGGUAAGUCUGGAUUAGAAGGUCAACCCGGAAAGCAAGGUCCCCAAGGACCACCUGGAAACCCAGGAGCUGUAGGAGAACAGGGAUUAUCCGGAAAUCCCGGACCAGACGGUGCCCCUGGAAUGACAGGUCGCACUGGUGAGAAAGGACCUUCCGGAGAAAUGGGCCCAUCUGGACCACCAGGGUUGCCUGGGUUCGCUGGACCACCUGGAAUAACUGGUGCGACAGGCCCAAGUGGUGAAAGGGGACCAAGGGGUGAACCAGGUCCAGCGGGCUCUCCUGGGGCACCUGGAGUACGUGGAUCACCGGGCGCAAAUGGGCUCCAAGGUGAUUCUGGAGAGAAAGGUGAUCAAGGUUUGGAGGGUGAAAAGGGGGAUCCUGGUUUAGUUGGAAUGCCAGGGUUACCUGGACCAGAGGGACCUAGUGGAGAACCAGGACCAAUGGGACAAUCUGGUCCUGUAGGACAAAGAGGACCAAGUGGAAGAAGGGGAUCAUAUGGGGAAGAGGGAAAAUCUGGUUCACCUGGACAACAGGGACCUAUGGGGCCUCGUGGACAAAAAGGAGAUGCUGGGCGUACGGGUGUAAUGGGAGAUAUUGGACCCCCUGGCGCUCCGGGUGCCCCUGGCCCAUCUGUAUAUGGAGCCGCUUUACAAGGAUGGUUCCAGAGAGCGCCAGUUUAUAAAGGACCUGCGUACCAAGGCGAUGAGGCUCAAACACCAGAAGCUGAAAAUGUGUUUAAGGCACUUCAAGAUGUCACAGAAGAAUUGAGAUUAUUGAGGAAUCCAGACGGAUCCAAAGAAUCCCCAGCUCGUACUUGUCAUCAAAUAAAAGAGAACAAACCAAAUGCAAAUGAUGGAUACUAUUGGGUGGAUCCUAAUGGAGGAGUGAAGCUAGAUGCUAUCCAAGUGUAUUGCAAUUUCAGAAGUAAGAAGACAUACACAUGUGUUCAACCAGGACUUAAUAUGACAAGCAUGCAGACUGGCAGUCAAAAUUCAAAGUCAAUUACAUGGUUUGCUGCGGAGUAUUUGCCGGACAAAGAGAUUCCAUAUCAAGCAAAAGUAGUACAAAUUAAAUUUCUCCAAAACUUGCACGAUAAAGCGGAUCAAGAGAUCACUUACCACUGCAAAAACUCAGUGGCUUAUAGUGACGGGCAGUCAAAAAGCAAAGAUAAAGCGCUUCUCUUCACAACAUUCAACGGUGACUGGCUUGGUGCAAACAAUAAGAAAAAGUUUCGAUACAAAGUUAAGAGUGAUGGAUGCCAGAUAAAAGAUGGCUCAUGGGGGAAAACGGUAUUCGAAAUUAAAACAAAGAAAACUACUAGACUACCGAUUAUGGAUAUUGGUAUUAGUGAUAUAGGAGGAGAAGAUCAAGCCUUCAAAUUGGAAAUCGGUCGUGUUUGCUUUUCAUGAAACACUGGUGUAUUCAUAUGUGUUAUGAUGUGUGGAGCGUUUUAAAAUUGAAUUUGGGUGGGAAUGAGUGUAUGUAUUUGUGUACGUGUGUGUGUGUGUGUGUGUGUAGGUAAGUGUGUGGGUGUGUGAUUUACGAGUGAUGCCGAAUAAUAAAAAGUCACAGUUGGUAUCAAGUCGUCAUAUACCAACUCUGGUUUGCCAAGAUGCAGGUUACGCUGUUUCACUGAUAUAUAUGUGUGCAAUGUUUUCAGGACUAAUUAUCAUAUUGAGAAGGAGGCUUUAUAUUUUGUUCACAUUUCUAUCUUGCCAUUGUUCAUUUGAAUAUUCUUUAAAAUUGAAAUAUUUCAUUUUAAUAAUAAACAUAUUGGGGGAAAAAAGAAA
Molecule: messenger RNA, 5006 nt
Organism: Ostrea edulis (European flat oyster)
Lineage: Eukaryota; Metazoa; Mollusca; Bivalvia; Ostreida; Ostreidae
Product: fibril-forming collagen alpha chain-like
Exons: 48
Coding region: 297-4625 (1442 amino acids)
Molecular function (GO): extracellular matrix structural constituent
Source: RefSeq, a predicted model, not a curated record